CUACUCUCUGCCCGAGGCUUCACCUCAAUGGAUGCGGCUUCACCGUAAACGCGACAGCCGUCCUUGUUCAGAGAAAAUAUAACACUGCAGUUGCUCCUCUGAUCAUCGACAUAAACCUGACAAUAAUACUACUAAAAAUAAACGAUGACAGAAGGCGGGAAUCACGUGCCAGAAGAAAGUGAUGCACUGGGUAAGGAUGAGGUGCCCGUGGAGGAGAAGCGCUCGGAAGAGGUGGAGGAGAUGAAGAACGGGGACAGCAGAGUGGCCGUGCCGGAGCAAGCAGCGGAGGAGGUCGAGUUUGUGCACCCCGAGGGCGGCUGGGGUUGGGUAGUCAUGCUAGCCGCCAUGUGGUGUAACGGCUCUGUGUUCGGGAUCCAGAACGCCUUCGGCAUUCUCUUCCUCUCCCUCCUACGGGAGUUCGGCUCCGAGAAGGACGACGACCUCCGCUUCAAGACAGCAUGGGUGGGCUCCCUCUCCAUGGGGAUGAUCUUCUUCUGCUCCCCCAUCGUCAGCGUCUUCACCGACAUCUUCGGCUGCAGAAUUACGGCGGUGGGCGGUGCUGCUGUCGGCAUGGUUGGCCUGCUGGCCAGCUCAUUUGUCACGUCCCUGGGCCCCAUGUACUUCACCUAUGGCAUUGUGUUUGCCUGCGGCUGCUCUUUUGCCUACCAGCCCAGCUUGGUCAUCCUAGGACACUACUUCAAGAAGCGCCUGGGUCUGGUGAACGGCAUUGUGACGGCCGGCAGCAGCGCCUUCACCAUCACCUUGCCCUUCGCGCUGUCGCACCUGCUGGAAAAAGUGGGCCUCCACAACACCAUGCGCAUACUCUGCAUCCUCAUGUUCGUGCUGAUGCUGGCCGGCCUCACCUACAAGCCCCUGCUGCCGGUCAAAUCCAGACAGACCCGCACAGGCCGCCGAUGCCCACCCUUGAGCCAGAUCUUCAACCUCAAUAUCUGGAGGUCCUUGGGGUAUCGCAUUUGGGCUUUCGGCAUCCCUGCAGCCCUCUAUGGCUACUUUGUGCCUUAUGUUCACCUGAUGAAGCACGUGGAGGAGCGCUUCGGACCAGAGGCCAGCAAAGAAGUCCUGCUCAUGUGCAUCGGCAUCACGUCCGGCGUGGGCCGCCUCAUCUUUGGCAGGGCGGCGGACUACAUUAAUGGAGUCAACAAAGUCUACCUGCAGGUGACCUCCUUCUUCGUCAUCGGCGUCAUGUCCAUGAUGAUCCCUCUUUGCCACGUCUUCGGCGGGCUGAUCGCUGUGUGCCUGCUGAUGGGGCUGUUCGACGGCUGCUUUAUCUGCAUCAUGGCCCCCAUUGCCUUCGAGCUGGUCGGGCCUGACGACGUUUCCCAGGCCAUCGGCUUCCUGCUGGGCCUGAUGUCCGUGCCCAUGACCGUGGGACCUCCCAUCGCAGGUUUCCUAAGGGACCGACUGGGUAGCUACGACGAGGCCUUCUACCUGGCGGGCAUCCCUCCGAUCAUUGGAGGAGCCGUGCUGUGCCUGAUUCCCUGGUUGGAGGCCCGGCGCAAGAGGAGGGAGAAAGAGGAGGCCCUGAGCAGGGAUCAAGAUGUCACCAAGAAGAUGCUCGAGACCGAGAAGACGCUCGAGCACAAGAAGGCUCAGGAAGCUGCUCAGAGCAACACUGGAGAGUCUGUCCUCUAAGCUGAGAGGGAGAGAGAGAAAGAGAGAGAGAGAGACUGAGACUGCUGAGUACCGAGAUACAGUAUGAGGAAGAUUGUAAAGACUGCUUCAGGAGGAGAGCAUGCCAAAGUGAUGAAACAUAUCGGAGAGUUGAAGUCCAGCUUAACGGGAAUGUGAUUCCGGAAGAACUAUGCAUUACAUUGUUUGACUGAACUAAUCUUACAACAGGCAAACUUGAGGUUUUAAAUGGAAUUUGAUUUUGGUUUCAGUUUUUUUGCUUUGUGGUCGGUGCAAAAUAUUUCUCCUUAAACCCGCCAACUUUAUUGUCGUAUGAUUCCAAAUAUGUUCAUACUAUUUUAAAUAAUAAAAUAUUUUUAAAAAGAGAUAAAGAAAAGGGACAUCCAGAGUGCUCUCACGUUAGUUGUGCAGCUCUGGGAUCGUCUGAGCCGUUAACGGUUCUCGGGCUCUUCAAGGGAAGCCGCUUCAUAAAUUCACCUCAAGAGGAGAUCUUGUCCACCCGGCUGGAUUCAGGAAGUCUCUCCUCUUUUACAGCGGGAUGCUCGUGGCAAUAAAAUAGUUCUGUAGCUCUGAAGUGCAUAAACUGACCUUGAGGAGACACCUGCAAUUAUGAUGUGACAUUGAAGUCCCCAUGUGUGCGGUAUUUGAAUCGACAUUCAAGGCCUUAAUUAUUUCAGUUUAUAUUAAGCUUUCAAGUUGUAUUUCCCACAAAUCUAAUUAUUAUUAUUAACUAAUACAAACACAAUACACAGGAGAGGGGGGGGGGUAAAUAGAGGCCAUGAGGCCCCAUAGAGGGUUAAUCGGGCCCUGAUUGUACUGUGAUUGAUUCCCACAAAGCGGCUGUUUGUAAUCGAACCGUCCCGUCUUCAAAGGAACAUUUUUGGGAAACGCGCCUUCUUGCCACCAAGACUGUAUGGGCGGGCUCUGUCCCAAAGGUGACAUAAUUUCAACUUUCAGCACCUCUAGAGCUGGAUCUCGUUCGUAUGAUCUGUAUAAAAGAGAAAUAAUUUAAAAACAAUAAGUUGUAUAAUUUUUUCAUCAGAAAUUUGCAUCAGUGUUCAACAAACGUAGGAAAUACAGAAUACAUGCAAAGUGCUGCAAAUGUAUAGUAUAACUAUUUUAUUAUGUGAAAUUCUACAGGAAAAAUAUGGAUCAGUGGGAUGUGAAUGAAUUUCCCAAAAUGUCAAAUUGUCCCUGUAUCAUAAAAACUUUGCCACCACAAGUUUGACGAGCGUUCAGUGAGGAACCGUAAUACUGAAACGAGGAACACACGGACAUUGCCUUUGUGUCCAUGAACUCACUGAAGCAGUAUUUCUUUUUAAAACAACCGGCUGUGAAAUUUUGUUUUUAAAGUUGUUCUUGUUUUUUUAUUUAUCUGUAAUUUGGUCCAAUAUUUCCAUCGUGUGGCAUGAAUUUACAAUGGUGUGCCUCUGGUUAAAGUGUGUGUGUGUGUGUGUUUGGGGGGGUCAUAAAACAACCUGAUGACCUCUUAAAAGGACAUAUAUAUAUAUAUAUAUACUGGGGCAUAUGUACUCUCCCCUCAUUAUAAAACACCCUUAUCUUUUGACUACGUGCACACUAGUCCGUAAAGUCCAGUUAAUUAUUCCCUCUGCGCCCGGGUCAUCAGCCUUUGACAGAAAGCUGCUUGUUUUAUGUUUUCAUAUUGUAUUUAUUUUGCGUGUGGAGAAUUUGUACUGCAAUUGACGGGUAUUUUUUCUGAAGCCUUGAUUUAAUUUACCCCGAAGACCAAAAAAGGCUAGUGUUAGUCCUGUUUGCUUGAUUUGCGUGUGUCUCCUUUAAGCCCAUAGGUCGUGUUGAACCAACCGGUGGACAGGAAGUGUCCUUGUCAGGACGUCCUGCCAACAUUCAUGCCUCCUCCUCCUCCUCCUCCUCCUCCUCAGGCCUGAGACACUCUACCUCUGAUGUGCAUGCGUGGAGCUCUAUUGCCCGUCCUCGUCCACCAGAGCAGCGCUCACCUUUUAAUGAGCGUGACUUGUGGAAAAAGUAUCCGAAAAAAGAAUCUAGCUAUCCAAAAACGUUGCUUUUAAUGAAGCGCUUGCUGCACGAAACCAGAAAUGCCUUUUUUUAUAUAAACACUUUUCUAACGAUUCUCCCCGAAAAGUAUAUAUAUUUUAUAUAUUAUGAUUAAAUCACAUCUUUUGCCUUAUGAUUCAAACUUAUCUUUAAAAAAAAAGGUAUGACAUGCAUAUUUUUAGACUUAGCAUUUUAUUGUGAAUUUGCUGUUUAUUAUUUUGCCUCAUCUUAUUCGAGCUGCUGGCUUUUUGCAUUUGGUUUUUACUUUUUUAACGCUUUGCUGCAAGAAGUCUAUAUUUGCUUCUCUCAUUCCAUUUGAGCAUAAUUUUGUCCUAAUUUCUGUUUUGUUAUGCAUAUCUCAUGAGUUAUACCCAAACUGUUUUCUACUAAAAUAUGACACUUUUCUAUCUUUCCUAUCUGCUGCAUGAUGUGCAAUGUAAUAUGAUGUAAACACAAUCAGCAUUUUCAAGGCAGUAAAAAAGAAAAAUAAAAGAUGUUUACAUUUUC
Pseudoliparis swirei is the source of this 4191-nucleotide messenger RNA. It is a transcript of the gene slc16a10, whose product is annotated as solute carrier family 16 member 10. The coding region runs from base 145 to 1653 and encodes 502 amino acids. Lineage: Eukaryota; Metazoa; Chordata; Actinopteri; Perciformes; Liparidae. The transcript has 6 exons. The record is from RefSeq and is a predicted model, not a curated record. Gene Ontology annotation, biological process: transmembrane transport. Gene Ontology annotation, molecular function: monocarboxylic acid transmembrane transporter activity.